This is a messenger RNA of Laetiporus sulphureus 93-53, 1123 nucleotides long. RefSeq lists its product as uncharacterized. NCBI's taxonomy places the organism in Eukaryota, Fungi, Basidiomycota, Agaricomycetes, Polyporales, Laetiporaceae. The transcript is spliced from 2 exons. The record is from RefSeq and is a predicted model, not a curated record. Bases 179 to 991 code for a protein of 270 amino acids.
GCUAUUCAUACCUCCGUAUGACGAGGCUUUCUGUGGUCUUGGCAGCAGCAGUGAGAACGAGCCCCUGCACAUCGCUGCGGCGAGCUUACAGAGUUGGACAGUCACGACCGAACCCCUGCGCUGAUCCUUGUUCGUUCUAUCGUUUCCGAAGCUCUUGACGUCCAAUCCGCUUACAGCCAUGGUUGUCCUCGACGAUAUAGAAAACGAUCCUCCGCCCUCGUAUGUUGAGGCAGGCCCGGCGGGGUCCUUACCGCCAUUCCCUGCCAGAGGCUCGCGUGUCACAUUGAUCACCCUGCCUUCUCACAUGCUGUUACGAAUCAUCUACGAGUUGUUUCCUCAAGGCCAGCCUGAGGGCCAAAGGAGGAUCCUGCAAUGGCUUCAUGUUUCUCUCAGGCGCGUCAAUCAUGCGCUGUAUGUUGCUUGCAUGCACGUCCUGCGUUCGACCUAUCUGCCUGAAUAUAGCAAGCACGUCCGCGCACCUUACACAUCAGAUCCCUUUCCUUCGUCAGUCGCCGGUUCGGAACAGAGCGAACAGGCGAUAUCGCCUGUUCUAUCCAUGCAGCGGGAGACACGCGUCCUAGAUCUCUUCAUCGCACUCAAAGUGCGAGAGGACGUCUUAACGGACGAAAGUGAGCUGCAUCUCGAACAUGAAGACAGCUUCAAAGACCUCUUCGAUCUUAUGCAGCCACGCAGCAGGCUUGAGGACCUCGUGAGGAUAUACGGUGCCCGAGAAGGCGUCAUCUCCACGCAGUCAUCCGGCUCAAGCAUGAGCAAAGGAAGAUCCGACGUGCAGCCCAUCCCAUUUACAUUUCUGUCAAUCUCAUUUUCGCCGAGGAAAGUGGGACUGGUGCUCACGAUCAAGCGGUCGAGGAAAGCGAUUGUAGAAGUCGUGAGAGCUCGUGAGGACACGCUCGACGUUGCUGCUAAACGCUUGGUGAGAGGAUUGAAAUCUUGGCUGCCCGCUCAUCCAGGCUAUAUGAACUCAAUCUAAUAUCCAUGCAUGUAUACCUUUGAUGGAAGGACGUAUCCUGGAACUUAUGUAUCCCUGUAGUAGUAGCAUACCUCGAAAUCGCAUUCCUAAUAGACCGGUAAACGCUGAUCUAUUGGCCAUUGUCGAGACGGC